GUGGACGUGGGGAACCGGCACUCAGGACACCAUGAAGCCGACCUAAGAGCGCACGGCUUCGGCUUGCACGGACUCACUUUCCCGGUGGAGUUUGAGGGAGGAGAGAGACGCGAGGAUGGAGAAGCAGAGCACCAGCAGCGGGGGUAGUAACACCGGGGAGGACCUGUCAAAGAUCCCCGACGAGGAGUUGCACAGGUGGGGUAAAGACGAGCUGGUGCGCCGGCUGCGGAGGACCGAAGCGGAGAAGCGGGGUGUGAUCGUGGAGCACGGGAACCUGAUGCGAGAAGUGAAUCGGCGACUGCAGCAGCACCUCACGGAGAUCCGGAGCCUCAAGGAUGUUAACCAGAAACUACAGGAGGAUAACCAGGAGUUGAGGGAUCUUUGUUGCUUUUUGGAUGAUGACCGGCAGAAAGGGAAACGUGUUUCCCGGGAGUGGCAACGUUUGGGCCGAUUCAGCGCCGGAAUAAUGCGCAAAGAAGUCACGAUUUACCUCCAAAAACUGCGAGAACUGGAGUCCAAGCAGGCUGAAGUCCUCCGGGAAAACCUAGAACUCAAGGAGGUGUGUCUAAUGCUGGAAGAGGAGCGAGCGGCUGCGGUGGCCAAUAGCAGCAUGGUAGGAGGCGGAGGGGGCGGAGCUACGAACGAACAGGGCGGGUGCAGGGGUUCGAUUGACAGCCAGAGCAGCCAGUGUGGUCCCGCCCCUGGAUUGUUACGAGAUGUUGGGGAUGGAAGUAGCACAUCUAGCGCAGGGAGUACGGACAGCCCUGAUAAUCCGCAUAGCAAACUGCAUUUAGGAUACAACCAUCCAAGCAAAUCUGAAAAUAAUAAAAAAUGUGAAGUAUCUGGAAAAUGUACAGAUCCAAAACACAACUCGUCAGGAAGAAGGCAUAGUUCAACUCCGGAAUACCAUACUUUUCCGCAGAGUUGUAGACCACGUGGAGGAUCGCUUACAAAUCUGGAUACGCACAUUCCCGAUAGACAUAAGUCGCCAAGCAGGCAACCAUUUGACUACCAACCCAAGCAUUCGGAUUUAAAAGGACACGUUUACAUAUCACAACAACCCGGGAAAAACAAAUCCAGUCCAGAGCUGAGCCAGAGAUCCCCGCGGCCCGGAAAACCUUCAAGCAGUUGUGGAGGGUCACCAAUAGGAACGCCUGAGUACAUACGGAAAAAUAGGGUGAUUGUAGGAAGUCCAGAGUCGAUAAGGAAUCACCCGCAGUACCAGCAGGGCGGCGCUUUGGAGCAGGGGAAAGGGAGGUACGGCGCAGGAAUGUCAGGACAAGACAGAGGACGUCGCCGAGCAUCGGGAGAGGAAGCCAGUCCACAGCACAGCCUCUACAACGCUCUGAUCUCCGCUGGCUGCUGCACCAAUGGCUGUAGGAACACCAAGCUCUGGGACAGCUUUGACGCCUCCUGACCUCCAGAAGAACUGCUGCUGGACUCUGGGUCUGAUCAGGUCUGACCCCAAGAAGACUACACC
Molecule: messenger RNA, 1480 nt
Organism: Periophthalmus magnuspinnatus
Lineage: Eukaryota; Metazoa; Chordata; Actinopteri; Gobiiformes; Gobiidae
Gene: ccdc85a
Product: coiled-coil domain containing 85A
Exons: 4
Coding region: 116-1417 (433 amino acids)
Source: RefSeq, a predicted model, not a curated record